AUGCAUUGGUGCCUUCGUGCGCUUCGUUACGACGUGCCGUAUAUAAUACUAGGCGUCGUUAUUGGCUGGAAUUCAGAUGUAUGCUGCUCCGUCAAGGGGCGCUCUAUGCUUCCCACGCUCAUUCCAGGAGACUAUGUCCUGUUUCUCCCGUAUGGUAUGCUUCGUGUUCUUCAGUAUUUAUUCCAACGUCCGUUGGUGCGGAAUGGGGAUGUUAUUGUCAUGAAUAUAUCGCCAGAGCUGACUGUAUGCAAACGCGUGAUUCGCUCCACCACGGACGAGUCCGUUAUGAGAAGAUGGAACGAAGAUCAAUUUACAGGGGCUUUGCCGGAGCAGAUUCCUUUGCUGGAGACGGAUGGCGACUCCGAGGAGCUUCGCGCAGAGCGUGAGGCGCGUAUCUAUGACAGUCUCGCGGAGUACGCGAGGGCCCGCGAUUGGGAUGACUGCCUCGAUCGCGUUGAUCGUCCCUCUGCGUGGCUUUGGCUUGAGGGCGAUAACCCCAACGAGAGCUUUGAUUCUAGACACGCGGGCGGCAUGCCGCUUGAGUGCCUUAGAGGGCUUGUAUUCCUGAAGGCGUGGCCUUCAAUUGGUCGACUGCCGCCCCGGCCGCUUUCCGCGAAGUAG
Molecule: messenger RNA, 621 nt
Organism: Trypanosoma cruzi
Lineage: Eukaryota; Euglenozoa; Kinetoplastea; Trypanosomatida; Trypanosomatidae
Product: mitochondrial inner membrane signal peptidase, putative
Exons: 1
Coding region: 1-621 (206 amino acids)
Cellular component (GO): mitochondrial inner membrane peptidase complex
Molecular function (GO): serine-type endopeptidase activity
Source: RefSeq, a predicted model, not a curated record